UUGAAGGACGAGAACGAGAAGCUGGGAGCUGCUGCUGCUGAGAAAACAUGCUCAGCACCACGGACAGCGAUCAAUUGGGAACUCGGACUCUACCUAUCGAUAUUGGAGAACCUUGAGAGAAUCAGAAGGCUGAACUGAAAAGGAGGAAUUUGAAUCGGAAUGGAAUAAACCAGCAUGGCAGAGGUAAAGUUUCUCACCUAAAUCAGUGAAAACACCCGUGGGGAAACUGCAUCUGGUGUGUUAUCAACUUCCCCCUGAACCACACAAUGGAUCCCCUGGAACCGACCUACGAUUCUCCCCUCUCAUCGUACCUCAACUCAUCCUCUGCAGCCUCUCCCGUGUCCUUCCUCUUUUCCUACCCCCUCCUCUUCAACAUCUCCUCCAACCUAUCAACCCAAAGCCUCCCCUUUCAGGGAAGCAGCACCCUGAUGACAGCAGUCGUCUCCCUCUCCGUCUUCAUGGUGGGUCUGACUGGCAACACUCUGGCCAUCUAUGUGGUGCUGCGCUAUGCCAAAAUGAAGACAGUCACCAACAUCUACAUCCUAAACCUGGCCGUGGCCGAUGAGCUCUACAUCAUCGGGCUCCCCUUCCUCACCACGCAGAACGUGCUCUCCUAUUGGCCGUUUGGCUCCUUCCUUUGCCGGGUUGUCAUGACAGCAGACUCUAUGAACCAGUUCACGUCUAUUUUCUGCCUGACCAUCAUGUCCAUUGAUCGGUACCUGGCUGUGGUUCAUCCAAUCAGCAGCACCAAGUGGAGACACCCCCGAGUGGCCAAGGUGGUGAGCGCUGCCGUGUGGGUCGUGUCAUUCGUGGUGGUUCUGCCCGUGGUCAUCUUUUCUGACGUUCAGGACACAUUUAACUCCUGCAACAUGAACUGGCCAGAGCCCAAGAACGUGUGGUCGACGGCCUUCAUCCUCUACACCGCCACGGUGGGCUUCUUCGGGCCGCUGCUCAUCAUUUGCCUCUGCUACCUGCUUAUUGUUAUCAAGAUGAAGUCGUCUGGGGCGCGGGCGGGCUUCACCAAGCGCCGGCGGUCAGAGCGCAAGGUGACGAGGAUGGUGGUGGUCAUCGUGGUGGUGUUUGUGCUCUGCUGGCUGCCGUUCUUCAUCAUCAACAUCGUCAACCUGGUGGUCAUCAUCCCAGAGUCCAGUGUCACUGCCGGAAUCUACUUCUUCGCUGUCAUCCUGUCGUACGCCAACUCCUGUGCCAACCCGGUGCUCUACGGCUUCCUGUCGGACAACUUCAGGCAGAGCUUCAGAAAAGUGCUGUGUGUGAGGAGUGUGAGGUGCAAGACCAACGGUGUGAAUGAUGGCGACAUCAGCGCUCCGCGUACUGAGAAAAGCACAGCUCACGACUGCAUGGUUCUCUCCCCUCGAAACCAGGCCUACCGCGACCCCCAGAGCAGCCAGGUCCCUCCUCAUCCUCCAGGCUCGCCCAUCUCCCACACAGCAGCAGACCUGCACUGCUCCACCACUACAGGCCAAUCACCCUCCACUGGCCCAGGAAGUGGACUCACCUCCACCCCAGCAGCCUCCACCUUAAUGGCCGUGGUUGCCCUGGCAUAACGCCACUUUUCUGGACACUCUUUCAAAACGCAUUGCAGCCGUUAUGAUCAAUUUUGGUGAAACAACCUCAUAGAUGUCAUGUGUCAUGUCUUAAUGUGCACUUCUAACUGCCCAAAUCCCCCAGCUGUUGCACCACUCCAUCCAUUUCCAUCUAUCUGGCCAUCUGUCUAAGUGCCUAAGUGAAAGAGGGGCAUUCAAACCGUACUUCUCCCACAAUGUUUAGCUGGCUUUGAACACAGAACCUCUGACUUUUGUUUAUUUGGGGCUCCUUGUUACUGUGCAAAUGUAAUCGAUGUAAAGUGGCUGAAAUGGUUCGUAUUAUAAUGCAAAUGCAUCAACCUUCAAGCUUUUAUUUUUAAACGUCAGGU
This is a messenger RNA of Pungitius pungitius (ninespine stickleback), 1933 nucleotides long. It is a transcript of the gene sstr5, whose product is annotated as somatostatin-like receptor F_48D10.1. Lineage: Eukaryota; Metazoa; Chordata; Actinopteri; Perciformes; Gasterosteidae. The record is from RefSeq and is a predicted model, not a curated record. Gene Ontology annotation, biological process: neuropeptide signaling pathway; regulation of insulin secretion; cellular response to glucocorticoid stimulus. The coding region runs from base 267 to 1565 and encodes 432 amino acids. Gene Ontology annotation, cellular component: neuron projection; plasma membrane. The transcript is spliced from 6 exons. Gene Ontology annotation, molecular function: neuropeptide binding; somatostatin receptor activity.